GGAGUCACUGCUGGAUUGCAUCGCCUCCCCCCUCUUUUUAUGAUUCUGACAUAGAGAGAGAAGCCUGGCGUGCAGCUGCAGGAUCCCUCAUCUGAAGAGAUCGAAGUAGGCUACGGAUCGCGCAUUUUUCGGCGUCUUUAGUUUGGGGAAACAUAUAAUCCGGGCAUAACGUUUCAGGCAAUGACCCACCUCUGGACCCUUGUGUCAGCGUUGCUGCUGCUGCUUUUGCUAGUGACUGGAAUUCUGAGCAACCAUGAAGAAAAUGACAAUGAAGUCCUCAAACAACUUGAGGCCAAACUCAACAGGAGCCAGAGUCCAGAAAUUGAGAAUGCAAUCAGAAAUAUCACAGAAGUGAUGGAGAGUCAUACAGCAACCACAUCAGCUCCAACGAUUACUACGUCUCGGCCGAGCCCCACUCUUGCUCGGUGUCUAGGAAACCAGGUGACGCAGGGGGGCAGCACUGGUUGUGGCUGUCCGUCCGGGACAGUGCGGAGCGGUGACAACUGUACUUGUCCUGUAGGAUUCGCUCUGCACGGAGCAGCCGAAUGUAAAGAUGUUAAUGAGUGUGAUGGAGCAGGACCCGGACCAUGUGGUCCCCAUGCCAGCUGCACUAAUAGCCCUGGCUCAUACUCAUGUUCCUGUCUCCGUGGCUACCUGAUGGGUUCUGGAGGGUGCCAGGACAUAGAUGAAUGUGCUCUGGCUGCAGUCACGGGCUUGCAGGCCUGUCAGGAAGGGGCUGAAUGCACAAACACCCCUGGUUCCUUCACCUGCUCGUGCCCAGUGGGACAUGUAAGGGCUUUGAAUGAACAAGGCUGUGUAGAUGUAGAUGAGUGCAGCUUUGAGGAGCUGUGUCGUCGUGAACUGGGAAACGUAUGUGUGAACACUCCCGGCAGCUUUCUGUGCCGGUGCCAGCGGGGCUUUAGAACCGAGGCCUCUGCCUGUGUUGAUGUGGAUGAGUGUAUAGAGAGUCCCGAGUUGUGCGAAGGUCAGGGUGUGUGUGAGAACACGCUUGGGAGCUACAAGUGUAUUUGUCGACCCGGUUACCAGGGAAACGGCACACACUGCGAAGAUGAGAACGAGUGUGCAUCAGGCAUUCACAGGUGUGACACCAACGCUCAAUGUGGCAACAUCAUCGGUUCGUACUUCUGCCAGUGUUACCAGGGCUUUAAUGGAGACGGGCAUGCUUGCUUUGAUGUUGAUGAGUGCCUUCUUAACAAUGGGUACUGUGAACACAACUGCACCAAUGAAUUAGGAACGUACAGCUGUCAGUGUGCUGCGGGCUACCAGCUGGACCAGGGUGGACAUAACUGCACAGAUGUGGACGAGUGUUCAGCUCCAAAUGGGACCUGUCAGCACAUUUGUGUCAACACUAUAGGCUCUUUCCGGUGCUCCUGUAAACCGGGCUACCAGCUGCACAUUGAUGGCCGCACCUGCGUAGAUGUCGACGAAUGCAAACUGCAGAAUGGCGGAUGCUCUCAUGCCUGUACCAACUCUCCUGGGGGAUUCACCUGCCACUGCCCGCGUCCUCUGUUGUUGGAUACUGACAACCUCACUUGCACUAAUGCUACCUCUUGUCUGCUAAGAAAUGGAGGUUGCAACCAUGUAUGUUCCCUGAGAGCUGAGGGCGACAUCCAGUGUAGCUGUCGCGCAGGUUGGAAGCUGGGAGACGACCUCAAGAGCUGCAUUGACGCGAACGAGUGCAGAGACUUUACAAACGGAGGCUGUGAGCAGCUCUGUGUGAACCACCCUGGCGGGUUUAACUGCACCUGCAAGGAGGGGUACGAGGUCCGAGCUGAUGACCCCACCAGGUGUCGACCUGUGUGUGACCCACCAUGUCAGAACUACGGAGUGUGUGUGGGGCCAAACAGCUGCGACUGUCCUCCAGGCUACCCUGGUGUGGGGUGCUCAGCCAUUUGCUCUCCACCCUGUGCCCAUGGAGGAACCUGCAUGCGCUGGAACAUGUGUUUGUGUCCUUCUGGGUGGACAGGAGAAGGCUGCCACACAGCUGUGUGUGAGCUGCCGUGUGCAAACGGCGGCCGCUGUGUAGGCCCUGGUACCUGCCAGUGCUCCUCUGAUUACACGGGCCCCCAGUGCCUGUUGCCACUGUGCACUCCAGCCUGUCAGAAUGGGGGAAGAUGUGUGGAUGUUAACAAAUGCACGUGUGUUGCUGGAUGGCAAGGAGCUCGAUGCCAGAUUGAGUCAAUCCAGUGUCAAAAGCCUUGCAGGAACGGAGGAGUGUGUGUGGGCCUUAACCGAUGCCGCUGUGCCAAAGGAUUCACUGGCGGUCUCUGUGAAACAGCUGUAACAACACGAUGUGUCCCACCUUGUCAACAUGGAGCCACCUGCAGCCCGCACAACACCUGUACCUGUCCAGAAGGCACCGCAGGCCUGCGCUGUGAGAGACUGACAUGUCCUGUGGUCACCACGGUGGUCAGCACAGCCCGUGCUGUGAGGAAAGCUGUGAGGGAGAGCUACGUUGAUCGCUGUGGACCCCUGGGAGUUCAGCUUUGCACUAAAUACAGGAUGAACCAGGCUCGUGUGUACCUGCAGGCCUACAGGGUUGGCUACAAAAUCCAGUGUCCUGUUAAGAAGAACACAUAAGCUGUGCAGGAUACAGGAAAAGACGCAUAACAUCUGCAGCAAAAAGUAUGUUGGGGGAAGAAAAACCACCUGGACUGAAUUCAGACAAUCUCAGAAGUGGGAACAACUGUGGGAGCCGCUGUUUAGCUUCACUGUUGAAAUAAAAGAGCCGUGUCUGAUGGAAAUGCUGCUCUUUUCAUGUCAUUUUGGUUGAUUAAGAGACACAUCUGUAAAUCUACAUUUAAAAAAAAAACAAUCAUGACUUUCUUAAAAUUUGAAAUGGUCUAUCAAUUCAUCAUUUUUAAUUAUUUGCUUUCAAAUGGCAGUAAAUUUGUAAAUAUUUUUUAGAAAAUUCGAAUUGUCAGUAUGCAGGUGGAAAUCAAUUGUCAGCUUCAAAUAAAAUCACCCAAGCUCACUUAUACUUUAUAUUCAGUUGCAGAUUUUAAAAUAGACAUAUAAAGGAUUUGCUCUUAGGUGUUAGUGGUUACUUAGCAACUGUGGGAAGGUUUUAUUUUUUUCUUCACACAUCAACUCAAAAAUUCAUUCACAGCUACUGAGCAACUCAAAGAAUUUACGCAAGCUUUUGUGUGGUGCCAACCCAAGCCUCCUUAUCAGGCUGUGAGGGUCCAAUCUCCCCUGAAUGUAGCAGGCUCUCCUGUCUCCCACCAAGAAGCUGCCGCACAGAGUGUCGCUUGAUUGCACAGGAUGUGGGGAAAACUGGCACUCAGCUGGUGGGAGGAAUUAUUGGCAGAUGAGACGGCGUCAGCUCUGUAUGCUUAUAGUUUUAAAAAAAACUCCAGAGCAGAGCAUUGCAUCUUUUUUAUUAUGUGAUUUUUAUAUCAUGUCGCUUUGUUGCUGGAGUUAUUACUGCAGCUUUAGUUCAUUGCAUUCUCCUCUUAGUGGACAUGAAAAAGGUGAAGUGCUGCAUCAAGGAGGUAAGAAAAGAAGAAAUACUUCACCUGGCUAGGUUUUCCCUGAGGUCCAGACACUUUUCUGACACGGAACAAUGAUGGUCACCUUGAGUUCUCAUCAUUAUGGCGAUAGAGCAAUCAGCAGCUAAUCUGAAAGGAAUGAUGACCCCCUGAUCCUCGUAAUCUGACGUCUCCUGGGAUUGUCUGUGAUUGCAGACAGUUUUCACAGUAAGUUAGAGUGCAGAUUGAAAGAAAUGCAUGUAUUAAUUACAGAGGUUACAAAGCACAUCAGAGCAAAGCUUGAAAGCUGCAACAUUCAAAUACCUGCGAUAUUUGGGAAAAUACUCUGUAGACUGUUGACUUGAGACAGUUCGAACUUUUAGCAGCUGUGCAACCCAUUUAAUCUGCCAUGAGACAAUGUUUGAAAUGUAAACAAGCAUCAUUCCAACAGUCAAAUAAAGUGUUGAUAGUG
This is a messenger RNA of Xiphophorus hellerii (green swordtail), 3963 nucleotides long. RefSeq names its product fibropellin-1. Lineage: Eukaryota; Metazoa; Chordata; Actinopteri; Cyprinodontiformes; Poeciliidae. Gene Ontology annotation, molecular function: heparin binding; calcium ion binding. Bases 181 to 2601 code for a protein of 806 amino acids. The record is from RefSeq and is a predicted model, not a curated record. The transcript has 22 exons.